Messenger RNA from Liolophura sinensis, 959 nucleotides. RefSeq names its product EF-hand calcium-binding domain-containing protein 1-like. The record is from RefSeq and is a predicted model, not a curated record. Lineage: Eukaryota; Metazoa; Mollusca; Polyplacophora; Chitonida; Chitonidae. The transcript has 5 exons. The coding region runs from base 27 to 554 and encodes 175 amino acids. Gene Ontology annotation, molecular function: calcium ion binding.
CUCUACAUCCUAAUCCAAACGUCAAGAUGAAGCUUACGCUGAUAGCUGUUGCCCUAGUUUCCUUGCUACUCGUCCACGAGACAGAAUCAGGUUGGAUUCGUUUUAGGCGAAUCGGAAGAGCCAUUGCCCGUGCCUGGAAACCCGCUUGCUCAUUGACAUGUCCUAGAAUCUGCACGAAAGGAUUUUUAUGCAAGUUUGGCUGUGGGGCUUUGUGUGGCAAGAGGAAGAGGGCGGCUUUCAAACAGGGCGUCCACGUCACUCGGCUGCCAAGGAACUUUGACUUUUACGACCUGAGCGAUGAUGACUUCGUCAGUCUUCAGGAAAUUGCAACCACACUAGGCCACUCUGUGAACGAAGUUGAUCUGAUCGUCGCCUUCAACGCUACUGAUACCAACCAAGACGGCAAGCUGACUGAAGAGGAACUGUUAUCAUCAAAGGUGUUUGUGUUUGCUGAUGGCCCGGUUGAGCCCGACACCACACUUCCCCCACUGACCACACUUCCCCUGACCACACUUCCCCCACUGACCACUAAUGAUACUGUCACUGAACCCUGAAUGACCGGACCUCGAUAUGGUCGACCGCUCUAUCCGACCACAUGCUGAUUUUGUUAGUUCUGUUCACAUAGCAUAUAUUAUUUUUCCAAUAUUUCCAAACUGCUGUAAUUUGACACCAUUUUUAUUCGGUGUUUCACGGACAAAUUAAAAAAUUGGAAUAAAAAUAUUUUCCUGUCUUUGUCUUUUUUGUGUGACUUCAAAGUUUUUAAGGCUUAUCGAUCACAUAAAUGUAUGUCUUCAUCAGGAAAGGUUGCUGAGACAGUCUCAAGUUAGAAGAUCUUUAGAAGAAAAAGAUUGAUUCUGUCCGGAAAAAAAUUUGAAGAUGUUUUAAAAUUUUUAAGAUGUUCAAUUUGUGACUUGUAUUAUGGUAAUGAAUAUCUGUAUAGCUUGAGUUAUAUAAAAAAU